This is a messenger RNA of Moesziomyces antarcticus, 1503 nucleotides long. RefSeq names its product chitin deacetylase-like manno protein MP98. Gene Ontology annotation, cellular component: membrane. The record is from RefSeq and is a predicted model, not a curated record. Gene Ontology annotation, molecular function: chitin deacetylase activity. NCBI's taxonomy places the organism in Eukaryota, Fungi, Basidiomycota, Ustilaginomycetes, Ustilaginales, Ustilaginaceae. The transcript has a single exon. Bases 1 to 1503 code for a protein of 500 amino acids. Gene Ontology annotation, biological process: carbohydrate metabolic process.
AUGAAGCUUUCCUCCACAGCCAUCGUGGCCGCCGUGUCGCUGGCCUCGUCUGUAAUCGCCAGCAUCGGUCGUGGCGUGCCCGACCCGCACCACAUCCAGAACCUCUACCGCCGUGCGCGCGACAGCGGCGAGUACCACAACCUCAUCUACAAGCGCGGCUCGCCGGCCCAGGCGGCGCUCAAGGCACGCGCCACCGACGAACCCUCGCAGGCGGCCAUCACCAACGCCAAGCAGGAGUGCACCGCCUACAAUCUCCCCGAAAUCAGCGCGAUCGCCAGCCAGUUCCCCAAGCCCUGGGACAAUGCCACCAUCCUGCCCGGUGACUCGCAGGCGCAGGCGGUCUGGAGCAGCAUCCAGGCGUCGGGCAUCAUCCCUGCGGGCAUCACCCCCAAGGGUACCGUCAACGGCGACUUUUCCUCUUUCACCCCGACCUACCCUCGCUCCGACCCGGACUGCUGGUGGACGUUCAACGGCUGCGACAAUCCCAAGCACCCCAACAUUCCCGCCGACCUGGUGCAGUGCCCCGAGCCCAACACCUGGGGUCUCACGUUCGACGACGGCCCCAACUGCACGCACAACGCUUUCUACGACUUCCUGCAGAAGAACAAGCAGAAGGCCACCAUGUUCUACAUUGGCUCCAACGUGCUCGACUGGCCGCUCGAGGCGCAGCGCGGUAUCGUCGACGGCCACCACAUCUGUGUGCACACGUGGAGCCACCAGUACAUGACCGCCUUCCCCAGCGACCAGGUCUUCGCCGAGCUUUACUACACCGCCAAGGUCAUCAAGGACGUCGUCGGCGUCACCCCGACCUGCUGGCGCCCUCCCUUUGGCGAUGUCGACGACCGCGUGCGUGCCAUCGCCAAGGGUCUCGGCCUCGAGACCGUGCUGUGGACCGACGACACGGAUGACUGGAAGAUCCUGCCGCUCGGCACGCUCCCCACCGCCUCGAUCGAUGCCAACUACGCGUCCAUCAUCGCCAAGGAGACCCAGGGCCCCACGGCGGGUCAGGGCAACAUUGUGCUCACGCACGAGAUCAACGGCCACACCAUGGACGAGUUCAUGAAGCAGUACGCCAACAUCCAGGCCGUCUUCAAGCACAUUGUGCCGCUCACCGCUUGCAAGAACCAGACCAAGCCGUAUCCCGAGGACAUCACCUACCCCAACUUUGCCCAGUAUGUGGCGGGCAACAUCAACGCCACCGGUCUGCCCUCGGGCUCCUCGAUCAAGGCGGCCGACAACCACUACAACCCCCAGCUCGCCGUGUCCAUGACCGCGAGCGGCAGUUCGGCCGCUGCCUCCGCCACGGGCUCCUCGUCUGGCUCCACUGCCGGUUCUGGGUCAGGCUCCUCGUCGUCGUCGUCGUCGUCGUCGUCGUCCAACAGCGGAACCAAGCAGUCGCAGCAGUCGUCCAAGUCGGACGCAUCGUCGCUUCAGUCCAGCUUGGUCGUGGCUGGAUCGCUUGCGGCUGCAGGUAUCCUGUCCGCCGUCGUCAUGCUCGCUUGA